Messenger RNA from Antechinus flavipes (yellow-footed antechinus), 6453 nucleotides. RefSeq names its product homer scaffold protein 2 (gene HOMER2). The transcript has 9 exons. The record is from RefSeq and is a predicted model, not a curated record. Lineage: Eukaryota; Metazoa; Chordata; Mammalia; Dasyuromorphia; Dasyuridae. The coding region runs from base 222 to 1283 and encodes 353 amino acids. Gene Ontology annotation, biological process: G protein-coupled glutamate receptor signaling pathway; regulation of store-operated calcium entry. Gene Ontology annotation, molecular function: G protein-coupled glutamate receptor binding. Gene Ontology annotation, cellular component: dendrite; plasma membrane; cytoplasm.
AGGCGGAGGGAGGGCUCGCCGUCGGAGCUCCCAGCCGCCCCGCCCCCGCCCUUGCCAGGCGGCGGCCCCACAGCCCAGCCGAAUGGAGCCGCGCCGGGAUUGAGUGGGGCGCAGACUAGGAGCCGCAUGUGCCAAGUUCGGAAGCGGCUGGAGAAGCUCUUCUGCAAGAAGCGAAUGCCAGAGAGUCCCGUCGGAGUGGGCGGCCAGGCAAGCCUGCAGAGAUGGGAGAACAACCCAUCUUCACCACCAGAGCACAUGUUUUCCAAAUAGACCCCAGCACUAAGAAGAACUGGAUGCCUGCAAGCAAGCAGGCAGUCACCGUUUCCUACUUCUAUGACAGCACAAGAAACAGCUAUCGGAUUAUCAGUGUGGAUGGAGCCAAGGUGAUCAUCAACAGCACAAUCACACCUAAUAUGACUUUCACCAAAACAUCGCAGAAAUUUGGCCAGUGGGCAGACAGCAGAGCAAAUACUGUGUUUGGUUUGGGAUUUUCUUCUGAGCAACAGCUGACAAAGUUUGCAGAGAAAUUCCAGGAAGUGAAGGAAGCUGCCAAAUUAGCUAGAGACAAGUCUCAAGAGAAAAUCGAGACUUCAAGCAAUCAUUCUCAAGAAUCAGGAUGUGAAACCUCAUCUUCUACUCAGGCAUCGAGUGUGAAUGGAACCGACGAUGAAAAGGCAUCUCAUGGCCCUGCAGAAGCUCAUCUGAAAUCGGAAAAUGAGAAGCUGAAGCUGGCUCUCACACAGAGUGCAUCCAAUGUCAAGAAAUGGGAGAUUGAGCUGCAAACUUUGAGAGAAAGCAAUGCAAGACUAACAGCAGCACUUCAAGAAUCUGCUGCCAGUGUAGAUCAAUGGAAAAAGCAGUUUUCUAUUUGCAGAGAUGAGAAUGAUCGUCUCAGAAAUAAGAUUGAAGAACUGGAAGAACAAUGUAAUGAAAUAAAUAAGGAGAAGGAGAGGAAUGCACAGCUGAGCAGGAGAUUGGAGGCCUUGGAGUCUGAAAUUCAAGACAAGGAGAGGGAGUUGAAAGAUCUCCGAAAACAAGGUGAAAUAAUACCUCAACUCAUGUCGGAAUGUGAUUUUGUCACAGAGAAAUUAGAGGCUUCUGAGAGAGAAAAUCAAAAUCUCGAAGAUAAAGUGAGGUCUUUAAGGACAGACAUCGAGGAGAGUAAACACAGACAGCGCCACCUAAAAAUGGAACUCAAGAACUUUUUGGAAGUCCUUGAUGGGAAGAUUGAUGACUUGCAUGACUUUCGGCGAGGGCUUUCCAAACUGGGAACGGAAAAUUAGGGUGCAAAUUGUGAUGUAGGCUCCAGAAGUUUGAUGUUUGUUAACCCCUAAAUGUGUGUAUUACAAAAUAGGAACAGGAAAUAUCUUGUCUGCGUUUUUUUGUAAAUAGAGGCUCAAAGUUUGUUGUGUUUCCAACCAAUUGUGCUGCUCACCAACUUCUGUCCGGAAUAGAAACUUCACUUGUUUCUCUGGACUUCUGGACAGGUGGAAGAUCUUGCCUCAGGAAUCAAGAACUAGGUUUAUAUUAGGUACUAUGGAGUUAGUACAGGGAAAUCUAUAUUUCUUAAGGCUAUUUGCAAUCAUAAAAACACAAAAGUAUUUUCUAAUCCAGCUAUCAAUAGUCUAAGCAAUCUGCAAUUUCAUUCUUUUUUGGUAAGUGAGAUUGGAGUUAGUUGGAUUUCAUAAUCUCACUUAUCAGAAAUGUAAUGGGUGAUUUCUGCUCUGACACUUUUGGGAUGUUUGACUCUGAGGUCCUUUCCACCUCUAUGAUUCCUGACAGAUAUACAUUUGCUUUGGGAUAAGCCAUCUAAAACUCAUUGUGUAUGAAUGUAGUGAAUCUUUCAUAGUACACAUUGUGAUGCUUUUAAAAAUGAAUUAAUAGAGACUUUAUGAGAAGAAAGGAAUCAGAUUUUUUUAAGAAAUAUAGAUAUCUCCUCUAAAUCAAAGCACCAUUUGCACAUGUCAUAUCAUGUGGUCUGCAGGACUACAAAACAAUUUUCCUUUUAAUUAUUUUUAACUUAUAAGUGGACAGCCAUGAUAUAUAAGCAAUAGAUCAUGAAGGCUCAGCCUACAUUAAGAGUGGUAUUGUAAUCAAAUAAAAUUUACAACAAAUUUCAUCUGGCACAUAUUUAAUUUAUAUGUUCAUUAUAUAAUCUGUAUAAUUGCUUACCAUUCAGUUGGAUGGUGUGUGUAAUAUACACGGUUACAUCUAAUAAUUUAAUUAUCAUUCAGCUGUAUGGCAUCUCUCAAACACACAUGCACAUGUACAUACCCUCCAGUCUGCAAUCCAUUUAUUAAUAUUCCUUUUUCCAUAGCCAAACUGAACCAUUUCUGGGGUUAAUCAAGGGAAAAUGAGAGAGAAGUAAAUAGAUUAGGAUUUCUGUGGGUCCUAGGCUUUCCAGAUGACUACAUACACCUCCCUUCUCUCCAGUGAAGGACACCUACAGCACAGAUAUUCUGGGAGCCACAGGAUGCCAGGUACCCUUAGUUAUAAGCAUGGGAGCUAGGGGUCUUUGCGUGUCUUGACUGAAAUCAGGGUAGUAAACAGUACCUAAUGUGAGAAUUUUUGCCUUUUUAUUUAGAGUCAAGGUUCACACCAGAGUGACCUCCUGUUUCAGACUAGAAUCAAUUGGAGAGGGGGAAAAAGGGAGAAAUAUAGCAGGAGUUUCUUCUAGCCCAUUAGGGCUGCCUCUCAGAUCUUUGGGUUACAGAUGGAAGUCACUCAGAAUUCCUUUUUCCCUUCUAUUCUACCCUUGACUGAGUGACCAAAUACUAUGUCUCCUACUGACAUAUACAUUCUUACCAUCCUUCCCCCAGAUGGCUUUAGGUUCUUUCAUUAGAGGAAGUUUACUUGUCUCCAAAAUAUCUCUCUCACAUAGCCUGAAAUUCUACCUACUUAAACAUUUAUUUGAAUUAGCCUAUAUAUAUGGAAUGAGGGUGGGAAUUAAAAAUUAGUUAUCCCAUAACCCUUCUAUUUUACUUUAUGUGGAGAUUCAAUGCCCUUCAGCUUAGAUGGGAGAGAAAGGGAAGCCCUUCCUAGAGAACAUCAUUAAAAUUGUUCAGAUCUCAGAGCCAAUAAAUAGAGUAGUUGGUUCAGAUUUCCAGGAAAUUAUAAAUUACUUUGAAAUACCUUAUAAAUUACUUUGAAAUAUGCUUUCUGUCCCAACUCAGACACCCUUAAAGGGUACAAUGAAGGCAAUAAAUAACCAGUGUGGAACAAAACAAAGGAAGAUGUUGGAUGGAACAUAUUGUGGUCCUACACUAAAGCCAUUUAAGGAACAUUGAUUAAGAAUGAGAUGUUAUGGGAAUGAGGCAUGAGAAUAACUUUUGUAGUAAAAAGCUAGUUUAGUGCAAUCUGAGGGAGGACAAAGGCUUCAUAAGAGUACUUAUUGAUUAACCAAUUCUUUUUCUUUGAGAAAUGCCUCUUUUUUUUUUUUUUUGGCUUUAAGGAAAAAAAAUCUCAAAAAAAGGAAAAAAAUAGAUGAAAUUGAAUUGUAUUGAAUAAGUAAUUGCUAGUGUCUGAUAGACACUAAGUGUGAGAGCCCUGUCCUUGAGUAUAUUGAGGUGAGUAUGAUAGGGUAAAGAUUAUAAAAAUAACCGUCUUGGUUUAUUCUGAUAUUGCCUCAUGAAAUAGUGAUGUAACAUACACUGGUUUGAUGAUGUCCUUUUUCUCAGAGUAGGCUUAUGGCUCUUAUUUCUCACAAGUAUGGUUUGAAUCAAAACCUACAUUUUUUUGGAAUAAAAAAAAAAGCUUUGCCUGAAGUGUAGUAAGGACAAAAUCCUCCUAGACAUAUUGGGAUCCAAACAAUAUUAGACUGCCUGCAAGACUUAGAAAUAAGAUUUUUUUUAAAAUUCAGCAUGGAAACAAUGUUGUCAGCCAUGGCUUUUAAUCUCUUCUUUAUCUGUAAAAUAUGGUGCCAUGCCUAAAAAGAAUAAAAUUAUGUGGAAUCACGAGCCUCCUCAGAAUUAAAGAAAAGUUACCUUCAGUAGUCAAGUGCACAAAAAUAAAGCGGAUGAACAUGAGAUAGUGUGAUCUGGCUUCUAAAGGUAUGAGGAAACUAUAGUGACAAUAGAACUUUAUGCUUGUGUGGUAUUUUAAGUCUACAAAGCUCUUUCACAUCUUCAAUCUCAUUUGAUCCUUGCAAUAAUUUUUUUGUGAAGCAGAAAGAGCAUGGAUCUUUAUUCCCAUUUUACAGAGAAGGAAAUUGAUGUUCAAAAAUAUGUGACUUCUCUUAAUGGCAAAGCCAGGGCCAGAAGAAUAAUCUUUAAAUAAUCAGUUCGAUUUUCUAUGUCAAGGUCUUGCCUUUCUGGAAAAAAUCUAUCAGGCUCAAAGGUGACUUUUUUUUUUUUCUAUAACUUGAUUUGGUCUAUCAAAGCAGUAUUGUUUGAGCACAUAACUAUUGCUUUGGCUGCUGUCCAUAGUAAGGAAGAACAGGUAGCCCUUUCAUUCUAUUUACACUAAUGACAAUAUAUUUGAUUUUUAAAACAACUGCAUUUGAUCAUAGGAUCACCACAGGAACGCACUGGCUAAGUCCAUACCAUGAAAUACAUAGUGUUUAUAUUUAUGUAUAGCAUCCCUUUGGAUGCCUUUGCCUCCUCUCUUCAGCCUGAGCAAAAUCUGAAAGGAGAGUUUACCCCUUAAACAGUUGUCAUCAUCAAAUCAGUUUAUUUAGAAUAAAGUUUAGUUUUAACCUUAGAAACAUGAAUAGGAUUCUUUCUCAAAAAUUUCCUAAUUCUUCCUCUGUGUGGAUUUCAGUCAGUGUCUUAUAAUUUUUCAAGCCAUUCUGGUAUUACCUUAAAAUGAAUUGUCAAUUCUUAAAGUAAAUGUAAUGGUUACGUCAUAGCACAUCAGUAAAUCCUAAUGAAAGGCAGUUAAGAUCUCCUCUCGUAUCAAAGGUGGGCCUUUGGGGAACAAUAACCAGGGACCUGCGGAGAAAGACACAGCAACUGUGCUUCCCCAAACCAUGCUGAGCCAUCCAGUUUCAGAGGCCUCCUUUUUAUGCUGCAGCAUCUUUGGCUACCAGUCCAUAAGUGCAUACAGCUGGACCCAUAAGUGACAGGUCUGAACCAUUUGACAGGCAGACCCCUCCAAUAGGAAAUUAAGGAUUUAACUCAUGAUUUUUUAUUUCUCUUUUGCUAAGGGAGCAACAUGGAUGCUGUUAGCUUUCAAGUACUUGCCUCUACAACUAGAUGUUGCUGGUUGUUUAUUUUUAGUUAUCUAACUCUUGGCUGAAUUUGUUUUUGAAAGUGCAGAUGGUUUAAAUGGAGAAUACUCAUCAAGGUGCCUGUGUAUUUUUGAGUUACACAUGUGAUUUCAGAGCCCUUUUUCUUGUGGUUACCAAAAGAAACUUUAUUUAUACUGUUUGUCUACCUGUGGGUAUGUGUAUUGUAUAUAUGUCCUUUAAAUACCUCUUAUGAUGGCAUCUGUAACAUGAGCAUCUCAGAAGAUGUUUUUGAUUUUUCAGUUUAACGACUGGUCAGCAAUAAUUUUUAGCCAUAGGCCAGCUAUGAGAAUGGCUAUUUGAAAAGAAUUUUGAGCUAACAUUCUGGGGAUGAGAGUAUUGAAUAACUUAUGGGAAAGGCAGGGUGGGAGUGGGUUGUUAAGGUGGGACAAGUUAUUCUGUAUUUAUAAUAAAGAAGUUUUCAUUUCUCCCUCUAUUCCUUCCCCCACCUCUCCUAAAGGGACAGUUGACAGAGAGAACAGGAUUCAGGUCUUGCCAAGGCAAUCCUCUAAGACUAUAUAAGUUGCCAAGAAGGUAAUAGUCUGCAUUGGUAGAGAAAAUGUCCUAAACCUGUACCAAUGAAAUUGUCCUGUCCCUAAUAGGGUAAUACUGCAUAAUAUACUCUACAAGAUAUUUAUGGAAGGAAGAGUUUUAUCAGUUGUGUGUGGGCUUCUCCCCUUCUGUUUAGAUAUAAUUCUACAAAAUUUAACUUUUUAAACAUUCAUCAAGAAUAAUUGACUCCUUGUGACCAAUGACAGGGUUUUUAGAUUUGUCAGAAGAUUUUGCUAAUAAAGAAGGUUUUCAAACCUGCUUUUUUGCUAUUAUAAGUAAAAAUUUGUCAAAUAAUUGAAAUGUUGUUGAUAUUUAAUAAUGGGGAAACAUGGCCACACCUCAAUUGUCAUUUUGUCCUCUUUUGGUAUAUUUAAUAUAUGAAGAAACAUGCCGAAGUAUUCGGUUGGAUUGUUGUUAAGAAGUCUUUUAUGUUGUCACUGUGUGCCAUUAACCAAUAGACAUUUCUCACAUCAAAUGCAAGCAUUUAACAGUAAAUGCAGAUGGGGUCAAUUGGUUUACUGGUAGCAGUAAAGGCUGUUUUUUUAUAUACAUGGGUGUAAUUUAAAAACAAAAAUGAACACAUUUCCUUUAAGAACUUAUAUACCUUUGUGGUUUUUAUCUGAUUUUCUUGUAUCAUAUAGAGUUGUUUUAUGUAAAAAUAUAUAGUUUAAGUAAAA